GGAGAGCCCAGAGUCCACCUUUGAGGUGUAUUUAGAGGUAGCCCAUCCAGGCUCACACAGCUCAGGGCCAAAAGUGCGAAGGCAGUUCCCUGAGGUCUACACAGACCAGCUGAUACCUGAGGUAGCUGUGCCUGAGGGGGAAGAGCGGUUGUCGUCUAACCAGAGGGUCCCAGUCUACCACAUUCCGCAUGCCGAAUGUCCUUUGCAGUAAACUGAACUCCAAAAUUGCCCCUUCUCAUAAGUAAAUGUUAAAAUGGUCUGUAUUUAUAUAUCGCUUUUCUAAUCUUGAUGACCACUCAAAGCACUUUACAGUUUGCCAUUAUCUCAUCCCACACACACUCGUACAGUGCAUCUAUGGGCAGCACUUUUCUUUUUCUAUGAGGGGUUAAGCGUCUUGCCCAAGGACAAUUCAUCAUGCAGAUGGGGAAGACUGGAAUCAAACGGCGACCUUCUGGUUGGAAGACGACCGAAUUUUUUUUAUGAAAGGAAACUCUUCAGACCUUGCCCAAGUUCUGCUUCCCCUUCGGCAUGGACAGCCCAACGGUCACCCAGGUUGGCCAGAACUUCACAUUUGUAUUGACUGACAUUGAGAGCAAACAGAGAUUUGGCUUCUGUCGACUGUCCUCAGGUGCACACACCUGCUACUGCAUUCUCAGCUACCUGCCCUGGUUUGAAGUGUUCUACAAGCUACUGAAUAUCCUUGCAGAUUACACAAUCAAAGGCCAGGAAAGCCAAUGGCAAGAGCUCCUGGUAUCACUUCAUGUGCUACCCAUUCCUGAGCCAGGGGUCCCUGUUCAUCUCGGUGUGCAUUCCUUCUUUACUGUGCCUGACACGAGGGAACUCCCAAGCAUACCUGAGAAUAGAAACCUAACAGAGUACUUUGUAGCAGUAGAUGUCAAUAACAUGCUUCAUCUGUAUGCUAGUAUGAUUUAUGAACGUCGAAUCCUCAUCUGCUGUAGCAAACUAAGCACUUUAACAGCUUGUGUCCAUGGGUCUGCAGCCUUGCUAUAUCCCAUGCACUGGCAACAUGUUUACAUUCCUGUCCUGCCUCAACAUCUCUUAGACUACUGCUGUGCCCCAAUGCCAUACCUCAUUGGAGUGCAUUCCAGCAUGAUGGAGAGAGUUCGAGUGUUGGCUCUGGAUGAUGUGGUGGUCCUAAAUGUAGACACAAACACAUUGGAUACUCCCUAUAAUGACCUAGAAAGCCUGCCCAAUGAUGUGGUUGUGUCUUUAAAAAGUCGUUUGAAGAAGGUUUCAACAACAACAGGGGAUGGAGUGGCUCUAGCCUUCCUCAAGAGUCAGGCAGCUCUGUUUGGCAGCUACAGAAACGCUCUGCACAUUGAGUUGGGAGAGCCAAUAACUUUCAAUGAAGAAACAUUUGUGAAUCAUCGUACCAGUGCCAUGAGACAGUUCCUUCACAACGCUAUUCAGCUGCAGCUCUUCAAACAGUUCAUUGAUGGGCGUCUAGACUUGUUGAACUCAGGCGAGGGUUUCAGUGACAUCUUUGAGGAGGAGAUCAACUUGGGCGAAUAUGCAGGAAGUGACAAGACCUACCACCAGUGGCUGUUCACUGUAAAGAGAGGGGGUGGUGCUAUCUUCAAUACAGUGAAGACAAAGGCAAACCCAGCCAUGAGGACUGUUUACAAGUUUGCCAAAGACCAUGCAAAAAUGCGUAUUAAAGAAGUCAAGAGCCGGCUAAAGCAGAAGGAGCAAGCAGAAAAUGGCUUCUCUACAGGAGUGUCAUCAGUCAUCAAUGAUGAAAGCGCAACAAGUAUUGUCUCCCCCCCAAGUGGAGUCCGGACGGAGGGUGGACAGCAAACCUGGGACGACCACAGGGCAAUCACUGUGCACUUUGGACAGGAUCAGCCACCUGUGUUGUUGAAAAGACCAAAAAGCAAUCUGAGUCUGGAAACCAGCCUUGAACACUCUAUCCGUCCUACUCGUCACUACACAGUCUUUCUCUCUGAAGAUUCAUCUGGAGAUGAGCUCCAGUUCGACAAUAACUCCAUCUCUGGGUUUCCUGACAGCUUUCUCUUCUCUGUUCCUUUUGAGUGGUCACCUCUGCCACAGCCAUACCGCUCCCUGAAGGAAGGAGAGUUGAGAGAAGCUGAUGAUCCUAGUAUUGGGGCUGAGAGUCACACUGCUCCUCCCAGCCCAGUCAAUGAGAAGUUCUCCAAUGUCAACUUGCUUGGGGAUAUAUUCAGCUGCCAAGAUGAGCCUGACAUCCAACCAAUUACCUUAGCCAAAAGUCUUGAGGACCUGAGGAUUCCCAAAGACCCUGGGGAGCUACAAGCUACAUUUACUUACCAGCGGAUGGACCUGUGUGUCGAUGAAAACUCUCAAACAUUUCCAGGCCUCAAGCUCUCUAAGCCUUAUAAUAAGCUAUGGAGUAUAGGGCCUAAUGAACCGACCUUGCCCAUUUUUGCACCUCCUGCCUGUGAUGCGGGUGCAUUUAUACAACUUCCUAUGCAGACAGAAGCCCACUCCCCAAGCCAUGAAAGCUCUGAACUGGGUUCUGACCCUUUCACGCCUUCCACCCCUGGCAACAUUACCAUCCCACGUCCCCAUGGAAGAAAGACACCGGAGCUUGGUUCUGUCCUUGCACCCCCCAUGGCCCAGUCACGCUCUAAAGCAGUAGAAACUGGUGAAGCAAGUACUGCAUUUGGGGGGAAAGAGUUUAGGCAAGCUCUGAGCAUGACCACAGAUGGAGAACUGCUGGAGUCCACCAACAUAGCUGAGGGCAGUAUAGAUCUGAUAAGCCUGCUUGACCCCCUUAAUAGCUCAGCAAAUAGUGACUCCACUUCACUUAAAUAUGGGGAAUGCAUUGGCAUUUCGCCAUCUUCCUGCAAACCAACACUUCCACCAAGGUCUUACCCACAGGGCUUACCUAUUUUCCCAAUGCAUCCUCACAUGUCACUUAACCCUUUUGUCCAGUCUCUGCAACCAACCUCCCCUCAAAUGCAUUAUUCACUAACUGCAAGAAGGAAUCCCUUCAGUACAGUGUGUGGGCCUCCAGUAGGCUCUUACUUACACUCUUCAACCCAGCCACAGUCCAUUUCUACACUAUCAGGGCUUUACAGACAUCAUUCACCAGGCAGUUCAACUCUGCCACACAGCUAUGGACCGCUCCAGUCAACCUUCUCCUCCUCAGAAACCUCACUGCUUCACUCCUCUGCCAGCAAUCAUGCCCUUUCCAACCUGGCAGACUCAAUGUCUGUCCCCAGUACAGCUAUGAACUUGGUGGUAAAGCCUCUUUCUUCAGAGGCAGACAGCCAGAAGAGUCGGGAUCCUUUUGGGGACCUGAUGACUAUGGUCAAGCCAGCUACACCCCCAAAAAAGAAGGUGGAGGACCUUCGGAGGAGGUGGGAAACGUUUGACUAAAGUCUGUUAAGGUGCCCUCUCUGUAACUACACAAACUUCCCUCACUAUUGGAUCCAAACCUAUUGCAUUUACUGACACAUUAGCCAUAAUACACUCUGUUCUGCUUACGCAACUCACUAUCAUAGAAGGAUUAUAGCUUUACCUGGCAUGUAACACUUGCUGUGGAAUGCAACUUUAAAGUUCUGUAAGAAUUGUCUCAUCCUCAAUUCUUAAAUGUUUGUUUUGUAAUCAAUGUGAACUCAUGCUGGGUAAAGAAAAAAAAAGAGUAGAUGACAUAUGUGCGUUAUGCCAGUUUAACGUUUAUGAUUUGUAAAGUAAUGUCUACCAGAAAUGGUAAAUACAAUACUUAUAGGAAUCAAAAGCUAGAUGAAACUUGUCAGGAUUAAUAAAGCUAACUGUAACAUUGAAGGGAAAUUCAGGUAGCAAGUAGUUGCUGUUGCCAACUUUAUUAGACUGAUUUGGCAAAGGGAGACAGGGUGUAUAUGGCUCUUAUGAACAUGUAUGUUUUUUUUCCAGUGCAAUCUGAGUUGAUGGUGCCUGAACAUCUUUCUUCUGAUGCUGUCCAUUUGGCCAUGGCAACCAGAGAAGCAACACAGAGGAAAACUAUGUUAAUUUUAAUAUCUAAGUUACUGAAGAAGUGUAAACAUUCUCAGGGUUCAUUAUGAAACUGUAGCGGGUCAAACACGGUAAAUACAUGGUCAUUCAUUGUCGUCCAAGACCCGUUCACAUUGACACUGCUAAAGAAAUGUGGACACAAAAGUCCCAGUCCUCCUUAAAAUGGUCUGAAUUAUAGGAUAUUGUUUCCCUUGUGAAUGUGAGCAUAUACUUGUCCUCAGUGCAUCUUGGGUAUGUUUGCCUGUACUUAGAGCUCUCCAUUGUGAUCAGAUCACUCAGGACAGAUGUUAAUUCCAGGUCUUAAUGCGAUCUCUGUUUGCAGCCAGUCAGUAGUUGCUAUGUCAGAGCAACCCCUUGGUGCAUCCAUCUGAAGUAUAUCAGCAAUAUUUGAGCAACCGCCAUUUAAUUUCGGUUCUUUAAUUAUCUCUUAAUGUAGAAGUUUUACUUAUUAUUCGGAAUCUGCCUUUACUUAUGUGAAAUUAAUAUUGUACAAACAAAAAAGGGAUUCACGGGAAACUACAGAUCCACUGGACAUGAUGCACUCAUUAGUGCAGUUUUACCAUGUGAAAUGACUUUGUUAAAUGACUAAAUAUAGCAUACCAAAAUGAAAUGUCUCAGCACUGUCGUUGCAUAAUGUACAUUAAUUUGCCCCUAAUGAUUAAUAAAGACAUAAUCUUA
Messenger RNA from Platichthys flesus (European flounder), 4674 nucleotides. RefSeq names its product DENN/MADD domain containing 1A (gene dennd1a). Gene Ontology annotation, cellular component: cytosol; clathrin-coated vesicle. The record is from RefSeq and is a predicted model, not a curated record. Gene Ontology annotation, biological process: endocytic recycling; endocytosis. Lineage: Eukaryota; Metazoa; Chordata; Actinopteri; Pleuronectiformes; Pleuronectidae. The coding region runs from base 529 to 3381 and encodes 950 amino acids. The transcript has 23 exons. Gene Ontology annotation, molecular function: guanyl-nucleotide exchange factor activity; phosphatidylinositol phosphate binding.